AUGAAAGAGCUGAAUUGGGCCAGUUACAAUGAAAGGAAGAUGCAAAAUUUUGUUAAUGGGUUGAACACAAUCCAUGACACACUAGUAUAUGACAAUGAUGUUCAUCCCAGGAAUACGAUGACUGUGGAAGGGGAUCCAGAAAGGGCAAUUUGGAGAGAUUUUGAAAGAGCACAGACAUUUAAUGGAGAGCUUACAGAGAGACAGAAGGAAUGGAUUGUGUUUGAGAAGAACCUUAUGGCUGAGAUGGCUGAAUUUAUGAAACACGAAUUUCUCAAGGGGGACUUCGAUAAAACAUAUCAGUGCUAUGAGAAACCUAAGGAAGGUAGACCUAACCGCGGGGGUUUGGUUCAUCUGAUCGCACUAGACGGAGACCCACUACAGUUAAGAAGAUGA
This is a messenger RNA of Paracoccidioides brasiliensis Pb18, 393 nucleotides long. RefSeq lists its product as uncharacterized. The transcript has 2 exons. The coding region runs from base 1 to 393 and encodes 130 amino acids. The record is from RefSeq and is a predicted model, not a curated record.